UAGCACCCAUUAAACGUCAAAUAAACAAUCAGCUGGGAUGCAUUUUUCUCUUUUGGCGUAGUUGCUAUUGCUUUUUAUACUUUUGAGAACAAUUCUAUUAUUUGUAUUCCCAAUCGCGCAAACUGAUUACAAAGAUAAGCAUUAUCAAAAUUACUCAACGAUGAGCUAUGAUGGAUUACUGUCGAAGUUAACCGAUGAAAAGCUGAAUUUUUACCCCACACCACACACUGCGGUGGAAGAAGAACAGCCAGCCAUACUCCAACAGACGGUGGGUCAUGAUGUUGCGGUCAUUGCUGCUGGUGCUGCACACUCUAAAGGAGGAACCAAAUCCGAGACAUCCACUCCCCAACGGAAGGUAUCGACUUCACGUUUUAUGAAUGCUUUUAGCCAGUUUUACGCUGGUGGCUGUGGCAGUGGACAAGCAGCUGCUGUUCCCUCAACAUCAUCGGCAACUCAACCAUUUGUUCAUGCUGUGACAGCGGAAGACGAUCCAUCGCCUAGUAACUCUGCGGGGCGGACACCAACCAAGGGCAUGGAAUCCAAACUUCUCUCGAUGUGGCACAAUGUCAAAUAUGGCUGGAGCGGAAAAAUACGGUCAAAUUUCUCCAAGGAACAGCCAGUGUGGCUGCUAGGUCGGUGCUAUCAUCGCAAAUACACACCACCAACAUCAAUGGAGAGCUCUGCCGAACUUACAGCUAGUCUGGAACCUAUCAAAGGAGGACUUACGGCUGUGCAUCAGAUUGAGAUUCAGGUUGACGAGAGCCUGGUUGCUCAAGAACUCGGAAUGGAUGCCAUUGAGAAUCAAGCUGCCGAAAAUCCCUGGGAGGAGGGCAUCGAAGGAUUCAAAAGGGAUUUCUAUAGCCGCUUAUGGAUGACAUAUCGCCGAGAAUUUCCCAUUAUGAAUGGCUCAAAUUACACUUCGGACUGUGGCUGGGGAUGUAUGCUGCGCAGUGGGCAAAUGCUUUUGGCGCAGGGAUUGCUGUGUCAUUUCUUAGGCAGAAGUUGGCGCUGGGAUCCCGAGACACAACUACACUCAACCUACGAGGAUAACCUGCAUAGAAAGAUUAUCAAGUGGUUCGGCGAUAGCUCAUCUAAGAACAGUCCCUUUUCCAUACACGCUCUAGUCAACUUGGGCCAAGAAAUGGGCAAGAAACCAGGUGAUUGGUAUGGUCCAGCUUCUGUUUCUCAUCUUCUAAGACAAGCUGUAAAGAAUGCGGCUCAAGAAAAUGCCGACUUUGACAAUAUUGUUAUCUAUGUGGCCCAAGAUUGCACAAUUUAUAUUCAAGACAUCCAUGAUGAGUGUUUCAUCCCGGACAGAACAACAAAAUACGUUCCAUGGCAGACAAAUAGAAAACCAGUCGAAGACCCCUCGGGGGCACAUCCUCAACCGCAACAGCAGGUCUACUGGAAAUCUCUAAUAAUUUUGAUUCCACUGCGUUUAGGAACUGAGAAACUCAACCCCGCAUAUGCCCAUUGCCUCAAGCUUCUCCUCAGCACCGAAUAUUGCAUUGGAGUUAUUGGAGGAAGACCAAAACAUUCCCUCUACUUUGUAGGAUUCCAAGAGGACAAACUUAUACACUUGGAUCCACAUUAUUGUCAGGAAAUGGUCGAUGUUAACCAAGAAAACUUCUGUGUAAAUUCUUUUCAUUGUAAAUCACCAAGAAAACUAAAAACCGCAAAAAUGGAUCCAAGUUGUUGCAUCGGAUUCUAUUGCCAGACCAAAACAGAUUUUGAUAAUUUCGUUGAAAAUGUUCAAAUGUACUUACAUCCAAUAAGAUUUGCAUCACCUCAAACGGCUCACGAAGGAAGUCCCUCACAGUGCCCCGAAAUGAAUUAUCCAUUGUUCACAUUCUCCCGGGGCAGUUAUGUAGACCAAGAAAAAGACGAACCCCAUGAAUCAGUUUACAAACCAUUGCAACGGCAAUUGGCCCAACUUCAGCAUGAAUUAUGUGGAAGUCGUGAACAUGCCGCUGACGACGAUGACGGUGAAACCGAAGAGUUUGUGAUUCUGUAAUGGAAACAUUAAAAAGAAAGAAGCUUAUUCUACAUAUGUGCGUUUAAAACUAUCUCCCAUCUAAUAAAUUACUGAUCUACUCUACCUACCUUAGUGCGGUCAUAAAAUCACAAAUAGGCAAACAAAAUAACUCAAAAUCUCAUCGAGUUCUCAUUUUAAGUUUUUAAUGGUUUUCUUUUUCUUUCUUUUUUAAAUAAUUAUAAGCAAAAAAGUAUUCUUAGUUAAGUGUAGAACUAAUUUCACAUUGAUAUCAUGUCAUUCAAAACAUUUUUUUUUUAUUUAGUCUUAACAAAUUCCGCGUGAACUUUUUUAUGACUUUAAUUUUGUUUUUUAAAUGCGGUUUUCCAAAUAAUUAUUUUAAUUGCGAAUAUUUACAUAUGUGUACAUGUAAUAGGUUCUAAGUUCAUACAUAAAUAUAUAUAUAAAUUAUAUAAACCUCAUUAUAAAUUUAAACAAACAAAUAAAAUAACACAAAAGUUAUUUGAAAUUACAUAAUUGUAAAAAUUAAUUAUAAUUCAUAUUUUUGCUAAUUAUUGUUCGGCGACAG
Molecule: messenger RNA, 2561 nt
Organism: Eupeodes corollae
Lineage: Eukaryota; Metazoa; Arthropoda; Insecta; Diptera; Syrphidae
Gene: Atg4b
Product: cysteine protease ATG4D
Exons: 6
Coding region: 161-2014 (617 amino acids)
Molecular function (GO): protein-phosphatidylethanolamide deconjugating activity
Source: RefSeq, a predicted model, not a curated record